Messenger RNA from Oppiella nova, 426 nucleotides. Lineage: Eukaryota; Metazoa; Arthropoda; Arachnida; Sarcoptiformes; Oppiidae. The record is from the annotation of a GenBank genome assembly.
UUCGCUCUGCCGCCCACUAUAUUCGCCAAAACAGCCGAAGCACUCAAGUCUACGCUCGUGUCCAAGACUGGUUGGACUCGACUGGUCAUAGAGAAGCCCUUUGGCUCCGACAGCGAGUCAUCGAAGGUGUUGUCGGACGCCCUCAUCAAACAGGGUUGGGAUGAGAGUCAGAUCUACCGCAUCGACCACUAUCUCGGCAAAGAGAUGGUGCAGAACAUACUGGCCCUGCGUUUCGGAAACCGGCAGUUCGAGCCCUCGUGGAACAACCAACACAUCGCUAACGUCGAGAUCCUAUUCAAGGAGCCGUUCGGCACUCAGGGAAGGGGCGACUACUUUGAACAGUACGGCAUCAUCCGGGAUGUCGUCCAAAAUCAUUUGCUUCAAGUGCUGACACUCGUGGCCAUUGAAAAGCCCGAGUCGAUGGAC